This is a messenger RNA of Linum trigynum, 2712 nucleotides long. Lineage: Eukaryota; Viridiplantae; Streptophyta; Magnoliopsida; Malpighiales; Linaceae. The record is from the annotation of a GenBank genome assembly.
AGAUAAGCACUUGUUCCUCGGAAAGGAAAAGGGCAAGAAAGUCUCCAAAAGAGGACAGAGAGAUGUCGCUACGGCUACCAAUUUGGCCAAUUUGCUUCAAAUGGAUUGAAUUCCAUUCCACUGCCCACCAACCAUGCCACUUGCUCUUUGGAGAUAAUGCCUACGGCCUACGAACGUCCUUCCUCCUACCUUCUUCAGUCAAAAUGAACCCAAUAAUAGUUAAACUGCAACGGAGAUUGUACCGAAAAGUCCGAUAAUAUAUUUUGUGAUGAAAUCGUGAUUCAAAAUUAGCCUCCCAUAUCAAUAAACCAAAAAGGUUAGUUUAAAUCACCAAUCAACCACCAUAAGCCCAUAAUCGGCCUACCCGUCAUCCCUAAACCUGUAACCCAAUUAAACUUCUACAGUUUGGGCCCGUUCGUCGAAGCCCAAUUCCGGUUCCUUCUGGCUAUUCAUUAUAGGCCCAAGCUGACCAUACAAGCCCAACAACACCAAUGCCUUCCCCGCCGUUCUUUUUUUUUUUUUGCCGCCUUAUCUUCUCCCCAAACUCCCACAAUCCGCCGGAAGGGGAAAUCGAAUUUUCCAACGCGUUCAAAAUUUCCCUUCAUUUUCGCAACAAUGGAGGCGACCUGGGUCACCAAAUUCCCGUUAUCCUCCGCCGCACUGACCAAUUACCCGCCGCCGAUCACCGCUGCACUUCCCAUUUCCAGACGAACCCUAUUCAGAUCAAGCGAAUCCCGCCAUUGGGUUUCUUACGGAAUCCACAGCGUUACCCACUACCCAUUACCUAAAUUGACUCGAAGGUUGUUUCUUCCUUCCGUUUCCGGCAUAUGGGAUGCGAUAACCGGCGGAGAUAAAGCCAGGGAAGCUGUUCUGGCCGUCCGUCGGGGAAUGCUGCUCUUCCGACAAGGAGAUGUGGUUGGUUCCUUACCGGAAUUCGAUAAGGCGAUUGAGUUGGAUCCUCGUCAGAAGGCAUAUAUGUGGCAAAGGGGAUUAUCUCUUUACUAUCUGGACAGGUUCGAAGAAGGCGCAGAGCAAUUCCGGCUUGAUGUUGCGAUGAACCCAAAUGACACAGAGGAAUCUAUCUGGUGCUUUCUUUGUGAAGCUCAGUUGUUUGGUGUUGAUGAGGCAAGGAAGCGAUUUCUCGAGGUUGGUAGAGAUCCGCGGCCAGUCAUGAGAGAAGCUUACAAUAUGUUUAGAGAUGGUGGUGAUCCGGAGAAGUUUGCAGCUGCAUUUUCCAAUGGCCGCGAGAAUGAGUACUUCUACGCCUCUCUAUACACUGGACUUUACCAUGAAUGCCAGAAAGAAGCAGAUUCAGCUAAGUACCAUCUGGUUGCAGCUUGCAAGUCUGUAUAUGGGAAAAAAUCUGAUGACUAUAUGGCUUCUCUUGCUAAAGUUCACUGUCAAUGUAGAAAUUGGAGCAUUGACUAAAAGAGUGAAGAACAAAGAAGGUAAAUGGUUCCUUCAGAAUGUCAAAAUAGAUGCGGACUAGAAAUGUUCAGUAAUCAGGAUUAUUACAAUGCUAUGAUUUGCUGAUGUGAGUUUAGUUAGGUACAGAAUGGUUCAACCAAAUGAUAUUGCAGUUGCAAAAUAAAGUUUCUUUAUGGUUCGUUGUUGUUUCCUCACAUGGGUUAGGCAUGAUUAACAUGAUGGAAAAUAUCAAAAUGAUGCUAGAAUCGAGUCAAAGAUGAGGAGAAAUGUGAAGCAUAACCGGAUUGAACCUUUCUACGAUCAAACCAGUCCGAUUCGGUCUAAUACACUGAACCAUUAGUCGACCUAUAUGAAAUGUAUUUCGGUUUAGAGUUUCUAUCGGUAUAACUAAGAUUACAUUGUAUUUAUUAUGGUUGUUUUGCAGUUAAUUAUUAUAGCACAUCUCCAUUGAUCUACAUUUAAGCUAGCAUAUUUGUUGUUCCUUUUUGGUAUACAAUACAUCAUUUUCAUCGAAAGGAAACCCUUUACCUGACCUGAAAUGAACAACCAAUUGAAUUUGAUAGGUCAAUCAUUGGUUGCUUGGUUGCGUCAUGGUUGUUGAGCUUUCUUUCUUGGUUGAGCAGAAAGCGCUCAUGCUUGGAUACAAGUUCUCUGCCUCUCCAGUCUCCACCAUGAUGUAAUUCCCGAGCUGUCCAACUGGAGUCAAGGGAAAAUUGGAUAGUCGGAUCAGGUGAUUCAGCCCAAACGAACAGGUUUACGAAAUACUGUUGAGAGAGAGAGAGAGAAAGGCAAUUCAAUGUCACUUGUAAAUAACAUUAUUUGUAAUGUUUUCUCAUCUGGAUUUGUAACGUCUCUGUGUUUAAUAAACACUAUUGUACCUGUGGGUCAGACCGGAAUACUAGAUACUGGAUCCAAAUUGGUAGGUGGUUUUACCGGUGCAAAGAUGGUUCUUGCACAAGGUCAGUAAAACCUAUAUCAUUUUAACCGAACAAGAAGAUGGUUUGUUAAAUUUGAGGGUCGAGUGUUGUUCCGUGUGGCCGGCCUAUUCUCUAGAAUGACCGACCUCUUAUUGAUAUAGUCAACCACUUUGUUGGAAAGGUCGAUCGUUCUGUUUAUGAGUCCCUUAAGCUUGAUCAACCAGUUCAGGUUAAAUGUCAACUACAAUCUUCCAUUAGAAUGAUCACAUUGGUGUAAUCGGUUGACCGCAACCACUUAUCAAUCAACCGUUUUGUUCGACUCAUUGUGACUUACAAAUCAUCAUAGACAUAAAUUUUUAGUUUAAUG